Talaromyces atroroseus is the source of this 2778-nucleotide messenger RNA. RefSeq lists its product as hypothetical. Gene Ontology annotation, cellular component: membrane; microtubule; cytoplasm. The transcript is spliced from 3 exons. Gene Ontology annotation, molecular function: GTP binding; GTPase activity; microtubule binding. NCBI's taxonomy places the organism in Eukaryota, Fungi, Ascomycota, Eurotiomycetes, Eurotiales, Trichocomaceae. The coding region runs from base 1 to 2778 and encodes 925 amino acids. The record is from RefSeq and is a predicted model, not a curated record.
AUGGAUGGUUUGAAGAUUGAACAGCUACAAUCUCUUCAAUCCAAGGACCAAGCGGCACUCCUCGACACGGUCGACGAGAUUCGUCGUCAUGGCGUAAACCGUUACGUGUCGCUGCCUCAACUUAUCGUCUGCGGAGACCAGAGCUCCGGCAAAAGCUCUGUGCUGGAAGCCAUCUCUGGUGUCCAGUUCCCAGUCAACGAUGGCUUAUGUACUCGAUUUACCACAGAAGUCGUCCUGCGUCGCGCAACCAAAAGUCUGGCUACCGUCAAGCUCAUCCCCGCCAAAGACGCGCCUCCAUUUCACAUAGAAAAGCUAUUACUAUUCAAGAAAAGCUCCAUCAGCCAUGCGAAGAUUCCAGACCUGAUUUCAGAGGCAAAGACCUUUAUGGAUCUUACUGGAAGCAGUACCUUCUCACGAGACAUCUUGCAGCUGGAAGUCUCUGGUCCCAAGCUACCUCAUUUAACCCUGGUUGAUCUUCCAGGUUUGAUCCAUCAUCCCAACAAGGAACAGACCGAAGAAGAUGUCCACAUCCCGAAAGAACUAGUCCAAAAAUACAUGUCGCAGUCGCGAAGCAUCGUGCUAGCUAUCAUCACGGCGAAAAAUGAUACUUCGAACCAAGUCGUGCUAGAAAUGGCCAAGGCGGCUGAUCCUCAGGGAAAUAGGACGAUGGGUAUCAUCACCAAACCAGAUUGUUUGAUCAAAGACAGUCCAAAUGAGUUAAACUUCUUUGCUCUGGCUAGCAACAAGGAAACAUAUUUCAAGCUUGAUUGGCAUGUUUUGCGUAACGGCGAUUUUAACGAGCGCAAGGACUCUACCUUCGAUAGGGAUGCGGUGGAAAAGGCCUUCUUUGCAUCGACGUUAUGGAAGAACUUACCAAGCCACAAACGCGGAGUAGAAGCCCUACGUACUAGGCUGAGCCAUGUCUUGUACCAGCAAAUUCAGAAAGAGCUUCCGAGUCUUAUCAAGGAAAUUGAAGCUGAAUUGGCAGCUUGCAAGACGACGAUGGAUCGACUUGGUUUGCCUCGUGACACUGCUGGUAGCCGACGCCAGUAUUUAACAGGAAUUGCCGGUCGAUUUCUCGAACUAGUUCGAGCGGCUAACGAUGGCGCUUAUCAAGAUCCAUUUUUUCGGUCGACGAAUUCUGGGGUUUUAGGUACAGUUCAAUUGCAAAAGACACGGUUACGCGCGACUUUUCUUCAAGAAAUUCGUCAACUUCUCAAUGAUAGCAAAGGAAGAGAACUUCCCGGUACUUUCACACCGCUUCUCGUCGGGGACUUGUUCAUCCGCCAAUCGACAAAUUGGAAGCCUUUUGCCCUAGACUUUGUUGAAGAUGUUUGGAAUAUUGCCAAGCAAUUCUUGGACGACGUCUUGGUUCAUGUAGCAGAUGAAGACGUGAGGGAAGCGCUACUUGAAGAGAUCAUUGAUCCAGAAAUGGACAGAAUUUUGAUGAAGCUCAAAGACAAGGUUACCGAGUUACAUUCACCUUAUGCUCGUGGCUCUCUGAAAACUCUCAACCCUCGCUUUGUUAAGGAGCUCGAGAACCGACGGUCCCAACAAGCCCAAAAUCCGUCUACCCAGCCAGGUACCAUACUCGGAAUGACUGGUACUGAAGAUGCCGAUUCGUAUGCGUGCCGAGAGCUACUGCAUCUAAUGCAGGCUUACUACACUGUCGCCCUCGACGUCUUUGUUGACAAUGUAUCUAGCCUUGCUGUCGAGAACUGUCUUAUGAUUGCGCUUGAGGACUUGCUAUCUCCUCUCACAGUCUCUGAAAUGAGUGAUGAAAAGCUCGAAGAUAUUGCAUCUGAGUCGCCGGAUGUUCACGAACUGCGCAGUCAGACGCUUGAAAAGCAAUCUUCGCUUCAAAAAAGUUUUGAGCUGUGUCGUCGGCAAGCAAGAAAAUUGGCAUCAAAUCGACUCAACGAAGAGGCACAAAAGAAGACACAAAAGACGGAGACCUUGCUAACUUCGGUCACGGAAGGGUCUGCAAGGGUGAAUAUUACACCAGCCGCCUCUGUAGCAACACCUAUAAAGUCACAAGGUUACAACAACACUACCUCUCAACCAAUGACCCAAGGUCCGGCGGCAUUUCGAGCUUCAAAUGCUUUUUCAACAAAGGUUCAAAGUGCACCUCGAGCAUUUAGUCCUUCUCUAUUUACUACAACAGGUUCGAGCGUAGGUCACAUGACACCUCAGACCUCGAGCGUCUCGCUAUCUCCGAUACCACUUUUCGGCGGAGGCCAGAAUGCACCUCAGACAGCAACUGCCUCAUUAUUUGGUGCACCAAGUGCAGGCACGGGCCAAGAUGCACCUAAAAUAUCAAAUUCCUCUUUGUUUGGUAAUGCACCAAGUGCAGGUACACGUCAAGAUGCGCCUAAAACAUCAGCUUCUCUAUUUAAUCUUGCUUCAUCACAGAAAGGUCUUUCUGCAUCUCCUGUGGGAACGACCAACCAAGGUUCUAAUGGCACUUUACCCUCUGGGUCGAAGACUAGCGGAGGAGGCUUAGUUGGUAGAAGCACUCCAACACCUUCACUAUUUGGUCCAAAGACUACCGGAGGUGGUUUUGGUUCUACAGACGGGCUGGAUUCCACGGAAGGGUUUGGUUCCAAGGGUUUAUUUGGUAGAAGUACUUCACCUUUGGGCGCGAGGAGUGGCAUAGGGGGGUUCGCGUCUACAGGUGCGACCACUUCACCGCGGGCAUCCAUCCCUUUUCAAAAUACUCCAGCACAGCCGAAUCAGACCGACUCGAGCAGUGAUGCCGACAAAGGUAAUGCAAAAUAG